AUGGCGACGACGACACAAGGGCUACAGGCGCUGCCGGCAGACCUCUUCCAUCUCCUUUCCGCCGAGUUAUCCGAGCGAUUGGACUUCCCUACGUUGUAUAGCUGCAUUGUCGCCAGCAAGCAGCUUGCGAAUGCUGGUGCGAUCAAUGCGCUGUAUCGUAUCAGCCAUUAUGCCCCCGUCAAGGGAGGCGGAGAAGGUUUACCAUUAGCCGAACAAGAACUCACAGUCCAAAGAUGGUCGAUCCUCUGGAGGACGAUAACGCUGUCCGCUUUCGGCAGGACAAUCAAUCCAUACUGUCGGCAUUUGCGGUUCCUGGAUCUUCGUGACCUUGGCGAUUUACUCGACGAUGACAAGUUUCGAGGACAGAUCGCGAAGCAGUUCUUCAAGGGCGAGCUUGCGAAGUUUCACUUCGUGAUGCAAACGCCCAGCAAGUAUGGCCGCGCCAAUCGAUUAGAUACUAAGAAGAUCAUCAGCGCGAUUGGAAAUGAGAUCACGCAGCAAGCACCUCUUCUCGAAGCCUUAUCUGAGCCGACGAGUUCGAACAUCCUCUCGACCGCAUUACUAGACUGGGCUCCAAGGCUACCUCACUUGAAGUCUCUUGACUUGUGGGAUGGACGGGCGCUUGCUGAUGAAACGAUCCGCAACCUACUGCACGCUCACUGUCCCAAUCUGACGAACCUACGAAUCUACUAUUCCGCGAACGAGGAUGCCGACCACCAACUUGCUACCUUCAUCAGUGGGAUGCAAGAAAACACACUCAGCUCAUUCGAGAACAUCAGUGCAUGUCGCAUUGGUCCAGAGACUUGCUUGGCUUUGAGUAGUCAUGGCAAGAGCCUCCAGUCGCUCAAGCUUGGGCUGUCAGAUGAAGGCGUACAAGCUCUUGCCCUUCUUCAGGGAUGCACAGCUGUAGAGACUUUGGCGCUUGCCUCGUUCACUCCGUCUCCAGAUCUAAAGGCCACUCAUAACGACGUGUUCCUCGAAAUCGUGGAAUGGCUGAAGAAUUGUCGAUCGUUGGUAGACGUCAGCUUCACCAAUUUCGUCUCGGCGCCAGACCUACUUCUGCCAGUAUUGCUAAACAAAGACAUAUCGCUGCAAAAGCUGCAGGUCAAUGCUACAGAAGGAGCUAUGUACGUGGUCAAGGAUCACCACGACUUUCACCAGGCGUUGAGCCAACAGAAGCGGCUUCGAAGUCUUCUGCUUCGCGCGGAUCCAGACCCUGUUACACGAGACGAUCUUGAGACUCUCAUGGACGCAUUCUGCUCCCUGAAGGACCUUCGCGAAUUGAGACUCACACGUAUAUCCGACUACUUCAGCGAUGAGCAUAUCGGCCUCAUAGCUCAACAGCUUCCUAACCUCGAAGACCUAUACAUUGGUGGCUACGGGGUCUCUGAUGCAGUGUUCACUCACCUCACGAACCUGCAGAAUCUGAAGGUGAUCACUUUUAGCGGCGUGACUUCCUUCACGGAAAGUGGCAUAAUCGAUUUCGUGAGCCAGCUGGGAGAGGGCAACUACGGCUUGACGCUCUCAGUCGACAACGCAGACCCAGAAUCAGCGAUUUCGCCGGAGAGUCAAGACCUGAUUCGUGACGUGAUGGCAAAACAGCUGGACGGCAGAUUCGAAUAUCAGCUUCUUCGAGACCCCGAGAUGUUGGAGUUCGAUUCGGACGAUUCGGACUGA
Zasmidium cellare ATCC 36951 is the source of this 1677-nucleotide messenger RNA. RefSeq lists its product as uncharacterized. Gene Ontology annotation, cellular component: SCF ubiquitin ligase complex. Bases 1 to 1677 code for a protein of 558 amino acids. The record is from RefSeq and is a predicted model, not a curated record. Gene Ontology annotation, biological process: SCF-dependent proteasomal ubiquitin-dependent protein catabolic process. The transcript is spliced from 9 exons. NCBI's taxonomy places the organism in Eukaryota, Fungi, Ascomycota, Dothideomycetes, Mycosphaerellales, Mycosphaerellaceae.